Molecule: messenger RNA, 6893 nt
Organism: Porites evermanni
Lineage: Eukaryota; Metazoa; Cnidaria; Anthozoa; Scleractinia; Poritidae
Source: the annotation of a GenBank genome assembly
AUGGUUGUUGUGUUGGUAACUGGUGUUUGUGGAAGUGGAAAGUAAGUGAUGACUUGAAUUUAAUUUCAUUUUCAACCCUUAUACCUUACUACCACCCAGGGGUGCAAGAAGUGGGGGUGGGGCAGGUUGGGGCUACUCUAGGAAUUCUUAGGUGGGGUUCAGCUGCUGAGACCCUGUACCAAACCAUUUCAAACUGCAAUUUAGGUACCAUAUUCUAGACCAAAAGUUCCAAAUUAAAGUUCUUGUCAUAGCAAGCCCUAGGAUUUCACAGUAACGAUCGUUUCCGGUACUAUGUUGUUACUGUGGUAUUAAAAUAACUGAACCGAAAAAAACAUUUCCCGGUGACAUUUACAGAAGUAGGGUUCAAUUUACAGAAAUUCACUAUCCCCACUCAGAUUCUUAACUAGAAGAGCAAUUUUAUUCUUAGUUAUGAUUCAGGUUAUGUAUGAAACUAAAAUGUUGAUUACCAUCUGUCAUCUUUCUAUCGUUCACCAUCUUGAAUUGUUACCAAAGAAUAUUGAACAUUGCUGGUUUAUGGCCUCCAGGGCCAAGAAAAAAAAUAUAUGACUUCCAAAAAUUGAAAACAUUUAAGAGUUCGGUUCAUUCCCUUGAAUUUUUGAGUGGAACCAAAAAAUUGUUACGAAUGCUUUCACAUGAUCCCUGGGCACGGAAACAAAAAAUUGUUUUCCAUGGAAAUUGAAAUCCUAGGGUUUAUCAUACUCCAGACUCACUAAGAACCAGAAACUUGACUUUUUAUACUACUGGUCAAUUAAAAAUGAAUGACAUGCUAUCCUAGACCAAAAUGCUUUGAUUUCUAUACCCUAUCUCAAACUUUACUGCUUGAAAACCCUGCCAUGCAUACUCAACUCGGAUUACAACUCUGACCACUCUGUUAGUUCAGGCCUACUAGGCUCAAACCCUUGCUAGACAAUGAACAAAGGUCUCAAAAACCUGAUCAGGGCAUGCUGGUUGUGAUAUAACACCCUGUGUUAGUUCAUAGUUUGCAGUUCAUUGUGCAGUGAUGUCAAGCUUUUGGCAUUGUCUCCUCAUCUCCAGCUAUCCAUUUACAAUGGAUGUAAAAGAAAACACAGCACUAUUCUUUUCUAUUUUAACAGUCUUAGGGGUAAUGCAAGGGGUGGAAUAUUCUGCCCCUUUUUUCUUCCAAAAAAGCCUGAUCUGCAUAAAUAAUCUACUUUCUUCUAUUCUACAGAACGACAGUAGCUCGUGCCUUGGCAAAAAAGGUGGGUGUCUACUGCUGUUCGUUGUUAAUUUUUUUCUUUGGGCAUCUUAGUACCUUUAUAUUAAAAGCUAUCAUUCAUAUCAAUGGUGGAUGCAGCUGGGUUUUGUUACAUUCUUGCCAGUGGAUAAGUUAAAGGAACUCUUGAUGACAGUCAUUGUUUGGAACUAUGCUCAUUAAUUUUCCUGCUUUACACUAUUGAAAUUAACGAUAUGCAAAUAAUAUUGCCUUGUCAGGUGACAUAUAUAUUUUACAACAGGCAAGUUUGAUGACUGCAAGUUACUCAAACAAAGGUCUUUUUUCUGUUGCCAAUACAUUCAUUACUAAAUGAAAUAUUUAGUAAUUCCUCGCUGCACUCCUGACAAAUUUGGAAGUGAAUUGUCAAGAAUCUUAUUUGUUAUUGGGAGAGUCCAAGCCCUACAAUAGAUUUCAAUUUAUCCUCAGAUGCUUUAGAUUUGCUGUGAACUCCAAAAGCAAAGAUAUUACCCACCCCACCCCAUAGAGGGUUACUGGGAAAUUGGAGGGGGAGAGGGCUGGUAUAUGUUAAACCAACAUUUAUGCAAAGAAAAAUUUUCAGAGGGGAUGAGGGUGGAGGGUCAAUCCAAUAAACUCUCCAUGAGGGAAAAUGGAAUUUUUCUGGUCAUGGAGCAAGGCAAUAUAUGUACUGCUUUACAGUCACAUGCUUAAUACCAACACCUCAUAAUUUGCUGUGGAACCCUGUUAAUAAGGUCACAAAUGGUUAAAAAAAUGUGGCUGUAUCAACGGGUUGGCCAUAUUACCGAGGCAGGGUUAACUUUCAUGAUUUGAGGCCGUAAUGACAAAACUACUCGGAACUUUUCUUCCAAACAUAGCACACUUUUAAAAAUCGGCUAUUAAAUCUCCAUGAAUGCAUUUUCGUCUAAAAACAAAACAAGAACAGGCUCAGCUUACUAGGUCAAUGAAAUUGACAUGUCACAGGCUUUUGAUUUUCUAAAUUUCGAAUGAGUGGCCGUAUUAAUGGGGUGAAGUUAUGAAAGAUUUUACUGUUUGGGAUUUUUAUUAAUGAGUGGUGGCAGUAACCAGGAUUUUUAUAAGAAAAUGUAUGGCCUUUUUGUCCCUGAGGAAAGAACACCUUUACAUUUUCUCUAAUUUCAACCAACUUAAUAUGGACUUUUUCUUUGACCCCCUCAGUGUCCGUAUUAACAGGGUUUGGCUGUAUCUGUGCUAACCAAAGAGAGUACAUGUAAUGGACCUCAUAAUGUAUUUCACAGGAAAUCAGCUAGCCAGGUAGCCUUGCAAUGAAAUGCAUGGAUCCUUUAUCUUAAAAAUCUGGAUUUAGAUUUGAUCUGACUAGUGAAUUUUUCUGGUGUGUGGAUUCUUCAGAUUCAAAAUCCUCUUUCAGACUUUAGUAAAGAAGUGUAAAAUGAUUUUUAAGUUUCAAGAAUGCAGACUGGGUUUUUCUCAAAGGAACAAACCUUUUGAAAUUGCUGAUGUUUCCUCUCUUACUAAUCUGCAUUCACUCACUUUUGACAGUUAUCAUGCCCCUAUGUGGAUGCUGAUCAUUUCCAUUCAGCAGGGAAUAUCACAAAGAUGAAACAGGGAACUCCCCUGACUGAUGAGGUAAACAUAGUGGCUUUCGUUACUUUUAGGCAGCUGUUGUUCUACAGAGGAAAACAAGUACAUGUAAGUGCGUGAGAAAAGUGACAAGUUUAUACGAGGAAAAAAAAUGAUGUCGUAUGUCCAACAACUAAGAAUGGAAAAAGAGGAAAUACUGGUCAUUUCUGGAACCAUCUAUAUCUUUCAGCCACAAAAAUCCAAUUCGGGAAAGUAUACUCAUUUCUUAAUUUUUAUUUAUUUAUUUAUUUUUUUUGGGGGGGGGGGGUGGGGGGGGGAUUUUAGCCAAUUUACUGUAGAUUGAAGGCAGAAUAAUAGAGCAAAUAACUAAAAAAGAUUCAUGUUUUUUUCUUUUGUUGUACAUUCUACAUUAAAUGUAGAAUGUACAACAAAAGAAAAAAACAUGAAUCUUUUUUAGUUAUUUGCUCUAUUAUUCUGCCUUCAAUCUACAGUAAAUUGGCUAAAAUCCCCCUAAAAAAUGACGAGUUUAUGCGACAACGUGAUGAAUGUAUACGACAAAUUUUGUCGUAUACAUUCAUCACGUUGUCGCAUAAACUCGUCAUUUUUUUUUCCUCUAUAAAGCGGCAGUCCCCUAGAAGUAACCGAAGUCAACAUACCGGUAAUCAACAAGGGCAGGCAGAGGGGGAAAGGGAACUGAAAAGCAUAAACAGCAUAUAUAUAAUAUUAUAUUGUGACUUAUUUUUUUAGCCAUGAUUAAAAUUUUGAAAUCAGAUGAAAUACAACUCCACACAUCAACAUGUACAACAUGUAUAUUUGGAAGAUAUCAUUGAUCUGUUUAUGUGAACUACAAAUUGUGCAUAAUAAUUUAAUUGUGAUACAAAAAAGUUUCCUUUAUGCACGGAAAAGCCUGAGCCAUUAAGAGAAAACAUGUUAUCAGAUUUCCCUGACUUGCUGAAGUAAGGAACUUUAAAAGUACUUGCGUGCACCAUUAGGCAGUUUUCCCAAGAACCUUUCUCAUCGUCAUGAAAGAUAUUAUUCACUGGGGAGAAUAUUUAUAAAGGGUUUCAUUUAUUGUUUGUCCGACGAUUGUCACUUAGAUAUUGAUUGCAACAUUUCAACCUUGACUGCAGGUCAUCAUCAGGUUGAAGUGUCGAUUUACUAAGUAGGACUAUUUGUACCACCAUGGUUGUUGGUGAUUGGUGUCCAACAAAUCUUGCUCUUUUUCGGUGGGCUUCAAUCUGAAGCAUUGUGGCAUUAUGAGAGGGGGAAACUGUUCCCUGAAUGGUCUGUUGUGGUAGCGACCAGCUGCUAUGUUGUUUGAUUGUAAGCAUCCACGCUUCAGGAGUCUCAAUUCCAUUGUCUUUGUUGAUGGUGUUAAAGUAAAGUCUUAAGUGAUUUAAGCCUCUUUAACUCCAGGAGAGUACCAGUGAGGGUCUCUAUCAAUAAACUUAACCUCGUCCCAGAGUGGAUAUUGCCAUUUACAUUUUGUGUUGUUUUUGCACUCUUUUUUCCCUGUCUAACUGCUUGUCAUAGGUCUUGUUUUGCCUUAGAAAGGCUUCAGUCUUUGUUGGGGACUCUCACCGGCACUUUUGAGUUAACCACCAUUAAUAUAAGCUUCACUAAAUUUCACUAUCCAUUUUUACAGGACAGGCAACCUUGGCUACUUGCCUUAAAUAAAGUGAUUGAAAGGUAACAUAUAUAUCUCUAUAUUGUUAUAUUAUUAUAUCAUUUCAGUUGUGGAGAUGACAGAGUGCAAAGAAAAUCAUUUUUACAGCUUGCCAUUCCGGCCAGCUGAGGCUAGCAUUUACCCAGACGUCAUUUCAACUAGCCCCAAAAACUUUUUGGCUAGAAGAAUUGAUUUCACUGUUCUUCUGUUAUUCGAAUUCCUCAAAAAACAUCACUUGACCGUCGGGCAAGUUAAAAACAGAAUUCACUAGCCCGAUGGCAAAAUCCACUAGCUGUCUGGGCUAUCGGACACUACUUUCUUUGCACGCUGAGAUGAGUUUUGAUUUUAAGCUCUUGAAUCUCAUGUUGUUUGCAAAUAGCUAGAUGACAGCCCAAGCUGCAAGCAAUGUGCAAGCAAUGUAUGAAUUAAAUCUUAAUUUUUGAGUUACAUUUAUCUACAGUUGUAUUGUGUAUAUAAAUUUGUAAGGAUCACUUUUGUUUUCUAAUAUUUAAUAUUAAAGCAUACCUUACAUUGACAGUAAUGAAUUAAGCUUUUCCAGUCAUACAAUCUCUAGGAUUUUUAUAUGUUUUUAUCAUUGCCUUUUUACACAAAAACAAAGAAAUAAGAUAAAAAAAUUGUGCCAGAACAUGUAGAUAAGGAGGCAAAGUGACACUUUUAGAGUCUUGUACUUCUAUCACUUCCAAAUAAUUUGUGAAUUCAUAUAGUGUGCCUUGUAAUUAAAUUCAGAUGANUUCUUUGCACGCUGAGAUGAGUUUUGAUUUUAAGCUCUUGAAUCUCAUGUUGUUUGCAAAUAGCUAGAUGACAGCCCAAGCUGCAAGCAAUGUGCAAGCAAUGUAUGAAUUAAAUCUUAAUUUUUGAGUUACAUUUAUCUACAGUUGUAUUGUGGAUAUAAAUUUGUAAGGAUCACUUUUGUUUUCUAAUAUUAAAGCGUGCCUUACAUUGACAGUAAUGAGUUAAGCUUUUCCAGUCAUACCAUCUGUAGGAUUUUUACACAUUUUUAUCAUUGCCUUUUGACACGAAAACAAAGAAAUAAGAUAAAAAAUUGUGCCAAAACAUGUAGAUAAGGAGGCAAAGUGACACUUUUAGAGUCUUGUACUUCUAUCACUUCCAAAUAAUUUGUGAAUUCAUAUAGUGUGCCUUGUAAUUAAAUUCAGAUGAAACUUGUUUGGUAGCACUUUCAUAUCAAAUCACCUUGAUGAAAUGAAUCAGAAUUUAUUAAGUUUUUGUUUUCUGUUGUGGUUCUAAUUAUUUUAUCCUUGGUUCAAGUUUACUCUCCCUUGGUUCAGUGAAUAACCCUAUCUAAACAUAUCCAAGAAGAAAGGAAAACAAAGUUUGAACCUAAUUUCAACCACAGCACAAUUUAAUGUUCACUCUUACAUGCAGAUAUUUAACUUACAUGUAUUUGAGCAUUUACAUAGGUAUACCUUGUUUUGAAAUUGGCUGUAAUUGGAGUGAAAUAGAUGCAACAACAAGUGAUAAAGAUCUGGAUUGUUAAACAACUUCCUGGAGGGGAUACUUGGGGAAUUUUUGGUGGGACAUGCCACUUGGACCCCAGAACCCUUGCCAGCUAAAGCAGACUUAGUUCAGCUAACUUUUGCUAACCUAUAUGAGACAAAACUCCCGAAAGCGCUCCCUAUUGUUAAGUCUCUACUUUCCAGAAACAAACUACCAAAGUCAAAACUUUCUUUGCUAUUAAACUGAGAAGCAGGUAGAUUUAAAUUUUUUGAUUGUCAAUUCCUGGUUUCUCUAGUGUAGAAUAAAAUCUUCAACCGAUGCCGGUAAAUUGAUCAGUUUUCCUCCAAUUUCUGUACCCUGUAGAAUAGUUGCUUGAACAAUCACACAUUCUAUAUAGCCCAUAUAUGGCAAUACCCCCUCCCCAGAGAGCAAAAUAAUUCUCCUCCACAUUACCAAGGGAAAUAUGUGGAGAACAGUGCACAGAAUAAAUUAUGGAUUUUGGUGUUAGAUUUAUUGUAAAUUGUUAACUUUUGGGUGCCAUCAACUCUUAGGUGGAACAAGCGAUCUGAAUCAGGAGUACUUGCUUGUUCAGCCCUCAAGGAACAGUAUAGACAAACAAUUCUUCUUGGAGCGGAAGCAGCCUCUGAAAAUAAACACUACUGUUCAAAUGGUGACAAGAGACAAAAGCUGUCCAGACCAUUGCCUUUCUGUUGUCUUGUUGUCCUUCUUCAUGGCUCAAAGGACUUGAUAAAGGAAAGAAUGGAGAAGCGACAAGAACAUUUUAUGCCCUCUGAUUUAUUGGACUCGCAGUUUGAAAGUCUCGAGGAACCAGAUAACUGUGAAAUGUACUCUGUCAUAAAGGUAGCAGUGGAUCAGACUGUUGAAGAAAUUAUCAAUGAAAUUUUGCGAGCCUUAAAGGCUAAAUAUGGAAUCAGGGUAUCGAUACACAGUACUGUCUGA